AUGAGGCGCUCAUUGGACCAGGCACUGGAAUCACUGGAAGUCAGCAACCGGUUGCGAAGGGGAGAGCAAUGGCAGCAUUGGCUCCAGCUCGCAGAUGCGCAUGAUCAUGGCUGGUAUGUGGAAGUGAUUCUGCGCUUUGCAUUGCGGUGCUUUUCGGACAGGUCUAUCAUUGGCCAGGGUAAAGCUUCAGGCAGUUGCCCAGAGUUUGAUCGCCUUGAGCACGCCUGGGGAGGCGGAUCUCAAGUCAAGGAUUCUGCGGGAAUUGUGGAAUGGAGCAUGCUAGUGUGGCAUCCGGACUUUUGGCAAACAGCUAGGUCAAUUGGAGGCACUCGAGCACAGUCGUUGACGCCAGGAAUCCUGCUGCCCUUGCAACACUCCUUGAGUUCUCUGGCUGAGAAGAUCGUGGCCGGGGAGUUGACAGUGCAAGAGAUGUUGCGAACUGCUCCCUUGAAUGCCUGGCAGAACUCUGCUUUCUUUGAGUUGCUUGAGCAUGGGCCAGUCACACAUCAGCUGCAAGACAUGAUCAAGAGAGUCCGGUUCAUGCAGGAGUUCGAAAUCAGUGUUCAACGACUUUCACAGGUGUUUCCGGGGCAAGCCGCAGCCAGUAUUUUGGCAGAGGGCCUCUACAAAUCGUUUCUCAAGGCAGCUACCAAUACUAAGAAACUUGAACCCUUGCCAGAGGUCUCGCAGCUCCGUGUACCCUUGGCUGAGAUCAAAGAAGAGUUAUGGACACUGCCUGUGGAAUUGCCUUCGAAACUCCAGGUAUCUCACGUUGAUGUACCACUGCCCAGCUUCUCCUUGGUGCUGACUGCCAUCAAGACUCUUCGUUUGGCCCGUUCAGGGAGUAACAGACCAUUGCAUUCAAUGCUCCAGGCAGUGGAGCAAGAAAUGAAUGCUUUGAACAACAAAGGAAGCGGCUUCAACUUGUUGGAGAAGGUCUUUGUUUUGUACCAGGGCAUUGAGCGGGUUUUGAAGGGUCUUUCAGAAGUUGGAGGUGAAGAAGCCAGGCUAUCAUCACAGGCAUUGAGUUUGAUUGAACGACAUUGGGCUCCCGUUGCUCCAACAAUGGUGUCGACACUUUUGGGAGAGAUUCAGUCAGUGAGCUCUUUGAGUUUUGGGGACUUGAAUGAAGUUGGUGGCCGAGUACAAGCAGUACUCAGAGGCAGAAAAACAGUGGAAUUUUGGAACCUUUGCACAAUGAUUCUGAGCCACUUAUCGAGCACCUUGCCAAACAGGGCAAUCCAGGGAGGAUUCUCAGAGGAAACAUGUGAUCUCGUUGCUUCCCUGCAAGCGAUGCAUGAAGCCUUCAAUGCAGCCAAAGAGCAGAAAAACGAAAGUAAGCUGACCACCAAGACUUUGGACCAACUGGACAGCGCUACACAAUGCUUGCGAGAGUUCUUUGAGUUCCUGGGCGGUGGAGAUGGAGACUCUGGCUUUGAACAGGUGCUGCGGCUUGUGACCACCAUGGCUGAAGGUCCAGGCCUCUCGUUUUUGAGAGUUUUGCUCAGCAGCGCUCAGAAAGGUGAGCAUUUGGCAAUGAGGCUGGCGGAGCUUGUGGAAGGCGCAUUGACACAGGAGACAUUGGCACAUGUGGAGCAAGCUUCAGCCGUCUUUAUGCCUCUUUGUGUCGCAGUCCUUUGGGCCAUGCGCUCUCCAAUUGAUGCUAACAAGUUUCGGGUCAUGGUGGAGGGUGAGUGGUCAGAACUGAUCCAGACGGAGGCUCUGCGCGCAAGCUCUCAGGCCCAGAUAGGAGAUUUGAUGCUGAAAAUGCUCCGUGAGACAUACAAGAUCCACGGAAGCAAGCUGAGUGAGUUCUUGGAGGGCUUGAGGUCAGCACUGCGGCAGGGAGGGGUACUAAAGCAAAAGCUGGAGGAGAAUUCUGAUGAUGCCACAGCCGUCAGCAAUACAGUUCAUGGAAUGGUGAGUGGAGGGUACUUGGAGCUGGCUCCCAGCACUGAUGCAACGCACUUCGAAGUUCUAGGUGUGUUCAAAUUCAGCAAGGACCAGGCGAUGAUCACACGAGAUGUUCAGCAACUCACCGAGUGCUCCGACAAAGCCAGCCUCGCUGUACCCAAAGUUGCCUUGGAUGCCGACAAUCCUACAGCCUUGACUCAAGAGAAAGUGCAAAUUUUCACUGGAUGCAUUGAGGGAAUUCUUGGCUUGCGGCAGGAGCUGACAGAGCUUCUUCUGAUUGGACACCCUUACUUGGAAGACGCAGGAGAAUUGCGAUUUCCACGUCAGGGAGAGGGCUUGUCAGCUUCAACAUUGCAAGAAGUCAAGGACACCUUGAGAUGGGCACAAGGUGCAAUGCAGCAAUGGUGCAAUGCCCUGGAUCAAGCCCGUGCCAGACAUGCAAUCAUGAGCACCAUCCCUGCCAGGAACAUUGUCAAACUUGCCCGUGCAGUGUUGAAUAGCACGCCUUCUGCAGUCGCUUCGCUGAUGUCCUUUCAAUGUCAGGUGGAGGGCAAGUUCGAGAGCGAUCAACAGUUAAACGAGUGGUUGGAACAGUGCAAGUGUUUUUCUCCCGGAGAAGGUGUUCAGGAGAAGUUCCUGGAAAAGCUUGCCGAAGUGUCAAAGCAGGUGAUUCCCCCACAUGCCUUGACCACAUUCUCGCCUUUGCAUCAGAUUGCUCGGUGUUACCCAAAGCAGAGAGCUUCUGACGAUGCAACUGCAAGAAGUAGAAUAGACCGCAGGCAGAAUCCGAAGUUCUACCCGAAACGUGUUCUAUUGAUUCAGGAGGAGUUGUCGCAUGAACCUGGCAAUUCGGCCUUGCAAAGCAUGGCCACAACCACAGUGCUUUCCUUGCUCUUGCCUCUUGGGAUCGGACCCAGUGCCGAAAAUCUCUUGCUGUGUGACUCCAGCACCACCAAGGAUGAUGUUUUGAGGUUUCUGCACCGAGUUACUCAUGCUACCCGCCUUGCUAUGGACACCUCUCGCCAAUCCCAGGUUCUCGGCGUUUGCGUUCAUGUGGAUUGCUUACAGCCGGAUGUGCUGCAGGAGCUCCUGUGCAGGGUGGAUGCCAUGCAAGCAGCGGUUGGUGCAAGGCGCACAGAAGCCGACAGCGUUGCUGAAUUUGAAGUGCGCCUGGCUUUCACACUGACCAUGCGUGCUUCCAAGACACUGAUCGAAACCUUGGAGAAGGACUUGUGCAAGCAGCAGCAGAUCAAUAUCUUGAAGCUUUCCAGCAUCAAAGCUUUUUUGAAAGAGGCUGGGGCAGCUGCUUUGGGAUGUCACAGCAUUGUGAGUUCCAAGUAUGCCGGAGAUGGCAAGACGCAUGCCAUUCGUAGAUCUGAGAAGUGGGACCCAGACUCUCAUGUCACAAUUGUUUGGGGUGGUGCCCAGACACGUGGGCAAGCAGCAAGAGCCUUGAGGAAGGCCGAGGGUGCUGGCUGCGUCCAUUUAGAGUUGCACGGAUUUGAAGAAGGUGGUGGGGUAGAUGCUGACAUGCUGCUGAUGGAGCUUCUUCUUUUUCGCUGUGUCUUUGAUCCCGAGAGGUCUGAGUGGACACGCUUCGCUGCUGACACGCCACUCUUCGUGGAAGUAGCAAACUCAAUCAAGAUCAGGCAAGGAACCGGCCCAGUUCAGCUCAUGAUGCUCUCAGCGCCGAUUCUGAAAGGUGUGCCAGGACAAAGAUUGAUCCAUGCAGACUCUCCAUUUCUUUUCAGUGGCGAGGAUCUUUUCCCGGAGAGGGCUGCUUCCAGCGCACGGGACUUCGCUUUGGCUGGUGCAGCCUUACUUCUGGGUGAAGAGACGCAAAAUCUGGUUGGGUGUGAAGGGGAGCAUGGCGUCGCCUUCAAGCUAAUGGCAGAUGCGCAAGGACAAGGUUCCUUGCGGUUCAUUGGGAACGGACAUGAUGUACCCAGUGCCUUGCUACGACUAUGGGACUUGGUGCGCAGGGACCUAGCACGUGGAAGAGAGCCUGAGACAAUUGUGCAGCCGCCAAGUGACUUGGGCAGUGCAACCCAAGAUAAAUUGCAAGCGUUGCUGCUAGACAUGAUGACAGGCCAACUUGAGGAGCAGCAAGUGCAUGCAGGUACGACCGAAGCUGAGAUUUUGGAGGCUCUCAACAAAGGGGAAGAACUUGCUCGACAAAAAGCAGAUGGAAGGAAGGAUGGUGGCACGGAGCAUAUGGUAGUGCAGUUCUGGGAUGAGCUGAAUACCUGUCCGCACCAGGCGCUCUUCAAGCAGAUUCUCAUUGACCGCAUCAACCCAAGCACUAGCAAACCCAUUCACAGGGGCUUGUGUUUCGUCGCCGCUUGCAAUCCUUGGCGCCGUGCAAGCCAAGGUAGCGUGGUGUGUGUUGGAUUUGAAAGCCCAGUCUCCCAAGAGGAUCGCUUGGCCGGUCUUGCGUAUCGAGUGCAUCCGCUUCCCGAAAGCCUGUUCACGCACCUGUCCUCGUUUGGGCAACUUGACUCCGAAACUGAAAAGCAGUACGUCAAAGAGAUGGCAUCUCAAGCUCCGCAACUCCUAAACCCUGAUGACCAGUGGCUUCGACCGCCUCCAUUGACCAAAUCCAUGUGCGAUCAUGUGGCUCAAUACGUGUGCAUCAUCCAUGACUUCUUCCGGGCUCUGGGCUCUUGUGUCUCGUUGCGGGAUCCAAAUCGUCUCUUGAAGCUCUGGGGGUUCAUUCGCUGGGAAUUGGAGCAGAGAGAGAAGCUGGAGAUGGCGAAAGGCCACUCACCCUCAGAUGCUUCCCGACGAGAAGUUAUUUCCUUGGUUCUGGCGCUUCAUUUGGCAUAUGAAGUGAGGCUUCCAGAUCUUGAGAAGCGGAAUGAGCUGCUGGCAGCUCUCCUCCAUCAAUCCAACAUCGGCGAUCUCUUGAAGACUUCCUUCCCACAUGCUUGCAAGAAUGAACUCGAGUGCAUCAAGACCUGGCGCGACAUAGUGCUGGAUGAGCAGGACUACUGGCUAAAUGCAUUCGAUGUGGCAGACAACAUUGCCAAAGUUCGGGCGCUGAGAGAAAACAUUUAUGCUGCGCUGAUUUGCUCCAUGACCCGCACACCCAUUUUCAUCCUUGGAAAGCCUGGUUGCUCGAAGUCCCUGACAGUGUCUCUUCUGAUUAGUGCCUUGGCCGACCCCUACAAAGAGCAGUUGCUGCACUUGGCAAGCUUGAGUGUCCAGCCAUACCAGGGGAGUCGCCAGUCAACCUCGAGUGCCUUGCUCCAGGUCUUUGAAAGGGCACUUGCUAGACAGAAGAAACUCCGGACUCUGAAUCGAAGAACGCGGCCUUUGGCCUUGGUUUUGCUGGAUGAAGUUGGAUUAGCAGAACAGAGCCCUCACAAUCCGCUCAAGGUUUUGGAGCGUCUGAAGCGUCCAGAAUCCAGAGGCUGGCUGCUCCGGCGCGCCAGCGCCCCGAGCCCACAGCCUGCGCAACUCCAAAAGUAUUUGGCGCGCCAGAGCCCCGAACCCACAAUCUGCGCAACUCCGCCCACAGGCUCGCAGAGCCCAGAGCCCACAGCGCCGCCCCUGCCUUCGCCAGAGCAGGGGUCGGCGGAUUUGUCCCAUGAAAGUGAGAUCCGUGGCCAAUUAGAAGCCAGUCUAGGCCACGUGGCAGCUGCCUUCAUGGAGAUUUUGCAGAAUCAGAUGCCCCGAGACUUUCAUGGUCUCCGCGAUUGGUACGGGAUGUGCUCAUUUGCAGCACGCCUGCUGCUGGCUGCAGAUGUGGAGAUGGGUUGGGGUUGCGAAGAAGUGAAGCAUGGAGCUUUGAUGCAUGCGGUUUCUGAUGAGCUGGGCAAAGAAGCUGAGCAACUUGUCAAAUUAUGUCGGGAAAGGCAUUUGCAGUUCGUGCCGGCAGAUUGGGCUUUGACGAUGGCAGUCCUCAACAACAUGAGUGGCAACCACUCCUCAGGUGCACUUGACAAGAUGCUUCACAGCCUCAGCCAGAAUGAACACCAGCAAACCCACCAGUCGAUACCAGUUCUUGAAGAAAUCUAUUCAGAAAUCCUCCAUGUCUCGAAUCGCUUGGACAGUUUGCUCGGUGAUGUGGCCGGCCGGCAUAUCAUGGUAAUUACUGACUCUCCUGGGCCUGUGAUUGCUUGGAUUCAGCACCGGGCUCGUCAAGUGGCAAAUUGGAAUCCUGAGAGCUUGGUUGGAAGCCCACUGAAACAGGAUCAGGUGAGCACUGAGAUGUAUGCUCAAUCCAUGAUCCAAGCUGCAAUUGUGAGUAUGGCGCAGGAAAGGCGCCUCCUCAUAUUGCAGAACUUGGACAUCAUCUACGCAGCCCUGUACGAUGUCUUCAACUCCAACUCCAGCCGUGCCAGUGGCCUCAACAGUCAAAGGUACUGCCGAAUUGCUCGGCAAGGCUUCUGCAACAAUCGGUGCGCGGUGGCAGAUCAGUUCAAGGCAGUCCUUGUGGUGACUCGCGAACGAGCUGCGAGGUAUGAACCAGCUUUGCUGAAUCGCUUUGCCAAGCUGGAGGUAGAUCGCAGCUCCGACACCCGAGACGAGGAGGACGAUGCUGAAGGACUCAUAGUGGAAUUGGAAGAUUUGUUGCCCUCCAUGGACGAAGUUCUUGAGUGGCAGGAGCAGCUGGCCAAGGCUUGCCCAGCAGUGCAGGGAAAGAACGGAGAACGGCCGACAGACGUCGUUUCUGAAUCGCUUGAAGAUGGCUGCGUGGGCAGUGCCGUGACAAAGGAAGCGUUGUUCUCACUAUUGGCCUCGCCGGACUGCAUGCUGGAGGGACGGAUGGAUUCACACACAUAUUGUCGAAGCUCAAAGUCACACUUUGGAGAACUCAUGAGGGAAUUGUACAACAAGUUUGGCGAUUCAGCAGGCCAUGUGAUCGUUCCAGUGCUUGUUCCGACUUUCAGCGACCCGAAUCAAUCACUUGACCUGGAGGCAAUGCCAGGCUUGAAAGAUCAGGAGAAGGUCUUCUCCAAGGUGUGCAUCGCCAACAUCAUCUCCGAAGCUGCUUUGAGAGAGAACAUGAAAGAACAUAUCGAGCAGAUUGAAAAGCGGCUAUCAGGGAGCAACGGCCAAAUCCUCUCAGUCUUGCAUGUGCACGUGAAUAUGAAGCAAGACGAUGCCCAGGACAUUGUGGAUUACAUGCGGUUUCAACUGGAGUGGUGUGCUGAACAGAUCGAGGGCAGCCUCAAUGGCAAGCUCAAAGGAUUUGGCUUGCACAUUCUAGCUUUGGUUGUUCAUGGUGUGCGAGGAAGUGGCGGGGAACAUAGCAUGCGACCUUUUCUGUUAGCUGGACCUGGUGCUGAACAGAGUCAGAGUAGGCCUUCGACUUUGGAUGUGAGGAAGUGUGAAUGGACUGGGGUUGGUGUCGAUCACUUUUCGCACGUGUUGCCAUGGGGAAUGCGACCUGAGGAGCUUUUGAAGGGCACAAUUGCAGAGAUUUACGGUCUUGAAGAGCCAUCUCCGGAUCGUUUCCGGAGGAUUCUUGCAGAUGCAUUGCCUCAUGUAGUUCCUCGUUUUGGAUUUGAUUCCCAACACGCAGACAGCUUUGUCAUCGUCCAAUCCUUGCUGCAAGAGAUCAACGACAAGCCAGAGUUGGUCAGUUGUGUUCGCUCUGUUCUGAGUGAGCAGCUGUCGAUGGAGCAGGCUCAGUGGCGCGUCUAUGUAGCAAAAGACAUCCAGCUCUUGCGACGCACGGGCCCAUUCCAGCUGGCCCUUCUGUCACAUCUACGACAAGACGAGAAGAUUCUGCCGGUCAUGAAGGCGCUAUGGCUUCACAGUUUGCAUAACAGCUGUCCAAGCAUUGUCCAAUCAGAACCCCUGCUUUUGACCAGACGUUCUAGCUGGUUGACCCCCGCAGACAGCAGGGAACAUGAGUUUGUGCGAAGUGAUCACUGGAGACCGGUGGCCCAAUCGCUGUUGAACGCUCCAAGUCAACCAAUUUGCCGUGAGCCGAUGCUGUCACAACUUCAUUCCAGCAACCGACGAGCAUUUUUGAUGCCUGGAAGCGUGGCUGUGAUGCAAAUCAUUCUGCCCCAGUUGCAAACCAAGAAUCUGCUGCCAGAGCAAGACUUCACCGAAGUCUUGCUUCGUGAAACCAUCCGCUUGUCAGCAGUAGUCCGGCAUUGCCUGCCUGUUGCAGUUUGGGAAGCUUUGAAAGCAGUGGGGGAACAGGUGACGUUGGAUGAGGCGACUGAUGGGAUUGGCCUGCUGGGCAAUGAUGUGAUCAUUGAAAUGGCUGCACGUGCGUGUGCCUCCGUGCAGGAUUGGCUUGAUGCAGGCCAAGCAAGUUUCGAAAGUGUCCGUUCCCAUCUCGACCAGCUUGUCCUUGCCCUGGUGCGCAAUGUGGCUUCACAACAAGAAAGCUAUGUUCACACUUGUGGUGAGGGUCAGAAAUCAGUGUUAGUUGAGGAUCCGCAUGUGUUGAGAGCACUUCUGCCAGCAGUGGCAGCAGCGAUGCUACGACCCAUCUCGCAGCAGGUCGCAGCUUUGCAAAAGCAAUUUCCCACGACUCGCAGCUGGACCGAAUACUUGGAGCCUCUUCUAGAUCCCUUCCCAGUGGCUGGAACGUGGAACACCUUCUUGAAAAGAGGGGUCCGAGCAGCAUUUGAACUACAUGCUGCAGAUCUGGAAGAAUUGCUUUGCCUGAGUGCUGCAGCUGGUGAUGAUGUCCAGGAGUUUUUGCAGCUCUUACGCCAGCUAUCUGUGACCAUCGAAGAUUUCGUCAUCACCGUGGGUUGCAGUGAUGCAACUGUGGUCAGUGUUGCAGCCAUCAGCCACAUGCUUUCGCACGGCGUUUCGCCAGAACAAGCUCUUAGCAUUUGGACCUUCAUGAGGAACAACUCGGAAAAACAUUUGCUCUUGGCUUUGGCGGGCCUAGUUGAAAUACACAACAUUGACACCACGAUCCCGCUUGUUGGAGUAUCAUACGCAUUGCAGCUCCUAAGCGAGGAGUCCAAAGCAGAUCCGUCUGCACUUGAGGCUUGCCUUGCCCUGAUGAAUCAAGCUAUUCACCGCUCAGAGGGCUGCUUCCAAAAGUUGUGCCCACUGAAACCCUACCUCCAACAGAUCUCCAUCUAUUUGAUGGAACAUCUUGUCCCCAGGGUUCGGGUUACAAGCUUCAGCAGCUGGUCGCAAACGCAGUGGGUUUCCGAGGAAAUUCUUCAGUCUUUCUACUCACUAAUGGAGGAGCAAGAGGUUGAACCGAGAACGAGUGCCUCACUGAUGCACCUCUUAGACGCUGUGUUGCCCUCCAGAGUCGAGGGCGUCGGAUGGGACAUCCCUUUGGUUGCAUCCUUGUCUGCUGCCUUGUCAAUGACGUCUCAACUCGGCUUGGUCAUUUCCCAACUGGUCGUCCAAUCGCUCAAAAAUACGUUUGGCAACUCAUCAAAGCAGGCGUUAGCCAUGUUGGAGGAGGCUUUCAAGAAGGCCUUGAAUGUACUGCGGGAGGGAGACUCCGUGAAGUCUCAGGUUUUUGUCGCGUUGGUUCUUGCCAGAGAGCUUGUUUUGCAGAGUGUCGAUUUGGUCGAGGCAGCAGUGGAAGACGAGAUGUUUGAGCAGAGGUUGGACAACAUUUUGACGGAUGUCGUUCAGGCUUUGGGGAUGCAGCUUGGAGGGCUGCCUCCAGACGAUGUUGGCACGUUGUUGUGCACCUACCAGGGGCGAGAUCUUCGAGUGGAGCAGCGUCCUACAGCUUUUGCAUCCCUUUAUGUGCUUGCAGCAGCUCGACGGCGUGAGAGACCACUUCCAACGAACACAGCUGUCAAACAUUUGCUAGAGGUGGUUGCCUUAAACACAGGAGGGGGUGACAGUGACCUGCACCGUUUCCUUGAGGGUUGCAGGGCAGAAUCUGUGACGUUUUCCAACGCCCUGGGCUUGUCGCUGUUGCUGCCAGACCAGGUUCGUCCGGAGGUUAGAUCAGUAGUGGGAUGCCUGCAUGAUAUAGGUUCAGAAGAUCAGUCGCGCUCGGAGCAGGCUGCGCAACGGUUUAAAGAAAUCUGCGGCAAGAAAUGCGAGACCUUCCAGGCUUUGCUUGAGAUCAUGCGAGCAGUGGGAGAAGUUGCUUGCAUGCAAUGCUCGGCCGAAGACGAUGACACACUUGACCUAGCAGGCCGAAUAGCGGACGAAUUGCCGAGCGUUCUUGGACGGGCUGGAGAGCUUUUGCGAUUGAAAGGAGACGAUGAGACUGAGUGGAACAUUGAUUUCCUCAACAUGGACGGCGAACAUGCUUGGCGAGCAUCCAUCUUCACACACCUCGUUUGCUUGCUCGGGGCCGCCCACGCCAGCGUCAACCAGAGGCAGGAGAACUUGCCAUCAGCUAUCAAGCCCUUCACCGCUUUCAACGACAUCGAUGAACCGACUCUGAAUUCCACGUUUUGGCCUGGAGUGCCCGAUGAUUGGUGGCAGUCCUUGAGGUACUCAGGUUUGCACAAACACUUGCUCCCCGUCACUGGGAACAUAGGUUGGGCCCAAUGCCAGUGUGGGUACCGCUAUUGCUAUGCCGAAUGCGGUGCCCCUGUCUCUGCCGCAAAAUGUCCAAGCCCGGAGGGUGAAGGUCGCUGUACUUUGAUGAAUGGAGGCCAGAACCACACCUUUGCGCCUCACCAGCAGCUGAUUGCAGUGGUGGUUACUGCACGUCCACACGGAACGGGGUGGCCUCCGGUUUUCCACUCAAUGAGCCAAGGGUUCCCAGCUGCUUUUCAGCCUCCACCACCUUCUCCCGGUCUUUUUGCCUUGACGGAGGCUGACUUGCACAUCUCAGUGACAGAAGCGGAUCGGGCAGUGGUUUCCCACAGUCUCAUGUCUGAAACAGUCCGUCAAGAUUGGAAUCAGCCACUUGGCAAGCCUCCUGAUCCGAAGAGCGGUUUGCACCCAGUGACAUUUCGAGUACUCCAUCUUUUGAUCCAUGCCAGUGCCCUGGUUGGGAUUGAGAUGGAAUGGGUGCAGGGGCGAGAAAACAUCGUCCAACUCUUGCAGGGACACCUUCGGCAGGUUGCUCGAAUCAACCCAGUGAGGAACGCAAAUGACACUGUGUGGUAUUUCAUGGCGAAUGUGGAAGCUGAUUUGGAUGCUCUUGCCAAGUUGCUUAGUGGCAACCUUGAAAUUGCAACGCUCUUCAUGCAUGCUGUGCUUCACCGGCUGGGAUCUUUGCAGCCACAGGAGCAGCCAAGCGGACAGAACCUGACCACUCACGAGGCUCGAGUUGCUUACGAGAUUUGGUUUCACAACACCAUCAUUCGGCCGAUCUUGGGUGAGAAAGGUGCAAGCGGCGACUUUCCACUGCCAGGGGUUCAUGCUCUACGCAGACAGGCAAGCCAGGGGACAGACCCCAACAAGUUCCUGGCAACUGACCUGCUGGCACGAAGGGGUCUUCCAGCCGAAGCCUGGGUCAAUGUGAAGGAAGGGGUGCGAGCAGGUUUGCUUUUGCAUGUUCUCAGGCCCUCUGUAAUCGCCUCUGCAGAAGAUACCCUGGAAGAGCUUGUUGCAGCAACUUGCGGUGGCAAUCGCUUUGUGAUUCUGCGAUGGCUGAUGGCUGGAGUAGAGGAGGAUGGAGUUUCUUGGAGUCUUCUGCCUGACCUUUUUCGAGCUGCCAGUCUGGCGGCUUGGAACGCUGCUUUGGCAUCCGACCAGUUGCGAGAUGGCUGUGGAGUCAUUCGGCUUCCAAGUGUUGCACUUGAAUCACCUUUAGCCAUCGCAUGCCCCAUUGCAGAUCCUGAAAAGCCGCAGCAUGGUGACAUUCCUGUCGGAAAUCAGGCUGACAAGCCUGAGCAUAUUGCCGCGCUCGGCCUGCAUCACCUUGCAGCGAGUCACAACAAGCUGAUUGCGCAGGUCAAAGCCUAUUUGGAUGACCGCAAAUCUUUGUCGGCGCAUGUGAGAGCUAGAUUACAUCCUUCAGCGGGACUGUGCCAGUCCAGUGGCCAGUGCCAACCCGCAGCAGAGACGUGCCACGACCAAAGUGUGCGACUGAUACAGAAAGCAAGUGCAACGGACUUGUUUGUUUUCCCAUCGCAGCUUGAGGAUGCUUGUGCAGUCGAAGAUGAUGUGCAUCCACAUGGGCCGAGAACCUUCCGAUUGGACUACAAAAUUGACCACAAGGAUUUGCACCAAGACUAUGAUGCCUUCCCAUAUCGAAUUUUCCAUGGGAUCGUAGAUGUGCGAAUUUUGAACAGGCUUAAGGGCUGCCGGCUGGCGGAACAAGUUGCUCUCAGCGAAGCGAUUGGAGUUCAAAAAGCGGAAGAUCUUGAGAUCUCUUUCUUUCGUGAUGCCUCGCAUGCAGUGGAGGUGAGCAAGAUCACAGGAGAUCUCAUCGCACUUGUUCUUGGAGUUAAGUCUGCGCACGCCUUCCGUAGUGACAUGACACUCCAGGAGUUCGUGGAGGUUUUCACAUUGGUUGAUAAGGUGCCUCACCAAGAUCGCAAAUGUGAACAUCACCCUGAUGCGCUGAUGCGCAUUGUGGGGUGCUCAGUUGCAGGCUUGCCAGACAUCGCCACAGUUCCUCUCAAUGGGCUUGUCGCUCUUCACUUGCUUUCAAGAGACAUGCUUGCCAUGAUCAGAGGGGUCAGCAUCAAGACGAGGGAUACCGGAGAGGAGUACACGGAAUCUUUGGAUCCUCCAGCCUCCCUGAAACAGGAUUUGGAGAAGCUUAAGGAAACGUGCCCACAAGCGCUUGCAAUGGUAUGUCGAUUGGUGGCUCGGACUGUUUACUUGGCGAGUGAUUUGCCGCUGGCGAUCCCUGAUCUUGAUCAACCUCGAGAAGCCCCUCGUUUGUGCAUGCUUGUCAAGGAGAUGGAUGUAUUGGAUGAGCUUGAAGAACUUGGGGUGGACAAAGGGGAGGAAGCUAAAGCACUCCUUGACAUGCCGGUCCCACUUGAUUUGGAGUACUGGAAUGAUUGGAAUCAGGGGCAUGUCAUGACAGCCUUGAAGCUCUACCGUUCUGUGUGGUCUCAGAUCCGUGAACCUUACUUGGCACCUCCCAAGCCUGUCCUUGCUGCCUGCACUGACCCAGCCAUAGCCGGUGGCAUGGCGAAGGGUUUGGCCCAGUCUGGCUGGCGACAACCAAAGGCUGGUCGUGGGAAACGUCCUCGAAAGGCAAAGCGAUUCAGUGCUCAGAACAAGGAGCGCCUUCCUUUUGGUCACAAGUGCUAUCAAUUAGCCAUUAGCCCUUGGAAAAUAGAUUUAUAG
Messenger RNA from Durusdinium trenchii, 13083 nucleotides. The record is from the annotation of a GenBank genome assembly. Lineage: Eukaryota; Dinophyceae; Suessiales; Symbiodiniaceae.